Molecule: messenger RNA, 4455 nt
Organism: Diatraea saccharalis (sugarcane borer)
Lineage: Eukaryota; Metazoa; Arthropoda; Insecta; Lepidoptera; Crambidae
Source: the annotation of a GenBank genome assembly
AUGAAUUAUUCUAUACUGGCCAACGUGAAGAGAGCUUUUACUGGAGAAACCCAAGAUCUCGUCGAUCCUUACGUUCAAGUUUGCUUCGCUGGAAUGACUGGUUGCACUUCCGUUAAAAAGAACAGCUAUACUCCUGUGUGGAAUGAGCAAAUAGUCUUCAACGAGAUGUUCCCACCUCUGUGCCAGCGUCUCAAAAUUCAGCUCCGUGACAAUGACCCUGUGCAUCCUAACAUCAUUGGAACUCACUUUAUAGACCUCAAGACUAUUUCACACGACGGAGAAAGGGGAUUUCUCCCAACCUUUGGACCUGCUUUUGUUCACUUAUAUGGAUCUACUCGAGACUACAGCUUACUUGACCAACAUGCUAAUCUCAAUAUGGGGAUGGGAGAAGGAGUAUCGUAUAGAGCCAGGGUACUCAUUUCAAUCCGCACAGAAAUAACCGAUAACAUAGAAUGUCCGGUGUCCGAAGUGGAAGUGGAGCCAGUCCCACCGAUAAGCGAGCCCAGUUUCGAGAAGAACGAGGAGUUCUUCCUUUUUGCCAGCGUCUUCGACGCCAACAUGAUAGACAAACGGCUCGUAGAUAAACCUUUGCAGUUUGAGUUGAGCAUUGGCAAUGCUGGCAAUUCUUUGGAUGGACACAACGAAUCCGUAAAGCGGCCACAAGAUCUUGAAGCCGAAGAACUAGAUGAAUUAGCAGCUGAUACAGGUUACUGGCAAAGUACCACAACACCAACAAAAGCCGCGUCCAACGACAAAAACUACUACUACUUACCGUAUUGGGAUCACAAACAGUGUAUGCACGUGCGCAGCAUUUGGCCUGAUCACCGUCGACGCAUGUAUAACUCAAACAUGAUAGCUAACAUCAUCGAAAAAUUUGAGGAGGGCUUGACUGAUGCUCAAGCGGCCAUUGAAACAGACAUGGGCUCUGAGAACAACUGCGUGAUAGUCCUCAAGUCAGCUUUAGAAAUGGCAAGCAACUCAUGCGCAGCUUACGUGCGACAUAUGACAAACGCACCACCAAUUGGGAAUACCAAGUUGGAUCGAGAACGACAGAAACUAUGUCUUCAUGAAAUUGAACAAAUUUGCUCAAUGACUAAAAGUCUUAAGGCAUUGAUAACAAAACACUCCAUAAAGGAUCGCUUGCGCACUGCGUAUAAUUACUUGAACAGGUUGAAACAUCUUUGUGAGGAUUCACAACACGCGAUGCCUGACGUAUUUAUUUGGAUGAUAAGUAAUGGUAAACGUUUGGCUUACCAAAGAAUUCCAGCCAGGGACAUCAUUUAUUCUGAUUAUGUGGAUGAAAGUGGCAAAUACUGUGGUAAAAUGCAAACACUUUUCCUGAAGUGGCCCGGUAAAAAGGCGGCGUCACCUAGUGGUUGGGCAAUACCAGCAAAAAUGACUGUAUACUUGUGGUUAGGCCUUUUGCAAGAUAAGAAACAUUAUAUUGACGGUUUGCCGCAGGGAUACGAAGUCAGCUCUGAGUUACGAAAUGCUGAUAAAUUGCGUUCUAAUGCACCAUCUACCAUAUUUUAUGCCGAAAAACACAAUUUUCAGAUGCGAGCAUAUGUUUAUCAAGCAAGAUCAUUAAUAGGAUCCGAUUCUUCAGGAUUAUCGGAUCCGUUUGCUAGAGUAGUUAUAGGGGAUAGUACAUCGACAACACAGGUCAUUGAUGAAACUCUAAGCCCUACGUGGGAUGAACUACUCGUAUUUGAUGAUGUUUUACUAUACAGUACAAUAGAACAAAUAAAAGCGGAUCCUCCGACAAUAGUUAUUGAAAUAUUCGAUCAAGACAAAGUGGGGAAAUCCGAAUUUAUCGGACGCACGUUGGCAAAACCUCACGUCAAAGCCUUUGAAGAUACUUACGAAAGACCUCAGUUUCCUCCGUCGCUCGAAUGGUAUGAUGUCACUCGCGGGGAUGAUCGAGCAGGUGAACUACUAGCUACUUUCGAAUUGUUGGAGAUCCCACGUAAACAAGAUGCAUCAAUUCUACCAGAAUUGCCCACACCUAGAGAAGCAAAUGGUAAACCACCCAUCGAUACAAAUAAAGGUCCGAUUCUUCCAGUUCCAAGAGGCAUUCGUCCAACUCUUUCAAAAUACCGAAUAGAAGUACUUUUUUGGGGAUUGCGUGAUCUAAAACGCAUUCAUCUUCUGACUGUUGAUAAGCCGAGAGUAGAUAUAGAAUGCGCCGGAAAUAUUUUAUAUUCAACAGUGAUUCAAAGCGCAAAACGUAAUCCAAACUUUACAAAUCCAGUGAAAUUUGUUGAUGUAGAACUGCCAGAUCAAGAUUUGUAUAGACCUCCGCUAACCAUACGUGUCGUAGAUUGCAGAAGCUUUGGCAGAAUAACUCUUGUGGGAACCCAUACAAUAAAUUCCAUUCAUAAAUACAUUUAUACGCCUAUGAGCAAAAGGGAGAAAGAAAUAGAGGAAAGGAAAAAAUCCUUGAUUCAACUACAAAAUGUCGAUUUACGUGCAAACUGUAUCGUUCAAGAUGAUGUUUUCACAAUUGAAAAUGAGAAAGAAAAUUGUCCGCUGUUGACCCGCGAUGGACGAUCGGCUAUAACAUAUGGUUCUAGUGUGAAACAACCGAUGCGCAAGAAAUUCAAUAAACGUGAAUCAAUUAAAAAGAGAAAAGCUAGUAUUGAUUCAGUAUUUGACGAUGAUGAAAGCAGCAAGGAUUGGUGGACAAAAUACUUUGCAUCUGUUGAAUCCAUGAUUGAAGAGGAGAAAGAAGCUAAACGUGAAAGGCAAGGGUUUCUUCAGCCAACACAAAUGACUUACAUUGAUGAGACACGUUCACCGAGAGAAGAAGUACACUCACCCCGGCCAGAUCGUGACCGCAACAAGCGCCGACAGACUCCUUCACCCAGAACUAAAAUUUACCCACAUGAACUCGAAGCCGUUCCAGAGUAUGAUGAAUUCAAAGAAUGGCUUCAUUCCUUUGAACUAUAUCGAGGUAAAAAAACAGGCGAUGAUUCAAAAGAUGAAAAUCGUGUGGUGGGAGUUUUUAAGGGUGCUAUAAAAGUCUAUAAAUGGCCUCUACCAAGAGGAAUUGACGAUCAUACAGUGAUGGGAUUUGAUCCAAAUUACGGUUUCUUCCAAGGCGUCCCGAAUAACGAUCCAAUACAUGUUUUAGUUAGAGUAUACAUUGUCAAAGCAACUGAUCUCCAUCCCAUGGAUUUGAACGGUAAAGCAGAUCCUUAUAUAGUGCUGCAUUUAGGUUCUAAGAGGAUAAGUGAUAAAGAAAACUAUGUGUCAAAACAACUAAACCCAGUUUUUGGCAAGUGUUUCGAAAUUGAAGCAACAUUCCCACAAGAUUCAAUGCUGACUAUACAAGUACUUGACUGGGAUUUGUUGGGCUCAGAUGAUUUAAUCGGAGAAACAAAGAUAGAUUUGGAGAAUCGAUUUUACAGUCGACAUAGAGCAACUUGUGGAUUGCCCAUGAAAUACGAAGAGCAAGGUUACAACCGAUGGCGCGAUGCAAUGAAACCCACCCAAAUUCUUGCAAAACUUUGUAAAGAUGGUAAAUUAGAUCCACCCAUAUAUGAAUAUGGGCGAGUUAAAGUCGGCCGAACAGUAUUCAACAUGCCCAUGGACGAUACUGAUCUGUUUUCUAAUCCUGACACUAUUGAAGAACAGAUGGCAUUAGUAGUUCUUCGUCGUUGGCAAGAAGUACCUCGAGUUGGAACCAAGUUGGUCACGGAACAUGUGGAGACUAGACCGCUUUACAACCCUAAUAAGCCCGGUAUCGAGCAAGGUCGUCUGGAGAUGUGGGUGGACAUGUUUCCAAUGGAUAUGCCUCUACCGGGUCCUCCAAUGGACAUAUCUGCGCGUAAGCCGAAAUCUUACGAGAUGCGAGUAAUAAUAUGGAAUACCGACGAUGUAGUUCUCGAGGACGACGCAUUCUUUACGGGUGAAAAAAUAUGGGUAAGAGGUCCCGAUGACUGUCAAUGCACCGAUAUCCAUUAUCGCUCCCUAACUGGAGAAGGCAAUUUUAAUUGGCGUUUCAUCUAUCCCUUCGAUUAUCUGGAAGCGGAGGAGCGCAUAGUGAUCUCUCGCAAAGAAUCAGUAUUUUCAUGGGAUGAAACUGAAUGCAAAAUACCAGCACGUCUAGAAUUGCAAGUCUGGGAUGCAGACCAUUUUUCUGCUGACGAUUUCUUGGGUGCCAUUACCCUUGACUUAAAUAGAUUUCCACGAGGGGCAAAGUCUUCCAAAUUAUGCACUUUGGAUAUGUUACGCAAUGAUGGUUCUGUACCAAUGGUCAGCAUUUUCAAGCAAAAGCGUGUGAAGGGUUGGUGGCCAUUUUAUAUCAAACGGGAUACUGAAGAAAUGGAACUGACUGGAAAAGUAGAAGCUGAGAUACAUCUCUUAACAAGAGAGGAAGCAGAUAAGGUGCCAGCUGGCCUUGGACGAAAUGAGCCAGAUCCUUUGGAUAAACCUAAGUACGUGAUCGACUAA